Molecule: messenger RNA, 5714 nt
Organism: Podarcis raffonei (Aeolian wall lizard)
Lineage: Eukaryota; Metazoa; Chordata; Lepidosauria; Squamata; Lacertidae
Gene: USP32
Product: ubiquitin specific peptidase 32
Exons: 34
Coding region: 268-5124 (1618 amino acids)
Biological process (GO): protein deubiquitination
Cellular component (GO): Golgi apparatus
Molecular function (GO): cysteine-type deubiquitinase activity; calcium ion binding
Source: RefSeq, a predicted model, not a curated record
AGGCGGCGGCGGCGGCGGCAGCAGCAGCUGAGGCGAGCAGCCUCCUGAGGAGUCGGCGGCGGCGGCGGUGUCGUCGUCGGCGCUGCUAGUGUCGCGAGGCCGGAGGGAGCGCGAGGGCGGCGUUGGCGUUGGCGGCAGCCUGCGCGAGGGUCGGGGAGGGAGGGAGGAGCGGGCAGCCUCUGGGCGGCGCCAGGACGAAGCCCCGGGGGAGGCCCCGGCCGGUGAGUGCGGCGGAGGCAGCGCCCGCCAUGGACUGAGGGAGACGCGAUGGGCAACAAGGAGUCCCGCAUCGGCUUCCUCACCUACGACGAGGCCCUGCGGAGGGUUACAGAUGUAGAACUGAAGCGGCUGAAAGAUGCCUUCAAGAGGACCUGCGGACUCUCAUAUUACAUGAGCCAGCAGUGCUUCGUUCGGGAAGUGCUUGGGGAUGGAGUUCCUCCAAAAGUUGCCGAGGUCAUAUAUUGCUCUUUCGGUGGCACGUCCAAAGGACUACAUUUCAACAAUCUGAUAGUAGGCUUAGUCCUGCUAACGAGGGGCAGAGAUGAAGAGAAAGCAAAAUACAUUUUCAGCCUGUUUUCAAAUGAAUCCGGGAGCUAUGUCGUCCGUGAAGAGAUGGAAAGGAUGCUUCAUGUGGUCGAUGGGAAAGUCCCGGAAAGCCUCAAGAAAUGCUUCUCGGAGGGUGAAAAGGUAAACUUUGAGAAAUUCAAAACCUGGCUGUGGCAAAAUAAAGAGGCCUUCACGUUUUCCCGCUGGCUGCUCUCAGGGGGAGUGUAUGUCACGCUUACGGACGACAGCGACACCCCGACUUUUUAUCAAACCCUUGCUGGAGUCACACACUUGGAAGAAUCCGAUAUCAUUGAUCUUGAAAAACGGUAUUGGCUUCUGAAAGCUCAAUCAAGGACAGGACGUUUUGAUCUGGAAACAUUUGGCCCUUUGGUUUCCCCUCCCAUUCAUCCAUCUCUGGGUGAAGGUCUUUUUAAUGCCUUUGAUGAAAAUCGUGACAAUCACAUUGACUUCAAAGAAAUCUCCUGCGGACUCUCUGCCUGCUGCAGGGGACCGCUGGCUGAAAGGCAGAAAUUUUGCUUCAAGGUUUUUGACAUUGACCGAGACGGGAUUUUGUCUCGCGUUGAACUUGAAGACAUGGUGGUUGCCCUUUUGGAAGUCUGGAAAGAUAACCGUACAGAUGACAUUCCUGAGCUGCACAUGAACCUGCCGGACAUAGUAGAAGCUGUUUUGAAGGCACAUGACACUACCAAGCUCGGCCACCUUACUCUGGAAGACUACCAAAUCUGGAGUGUGAAGAGUGCUCUUGCCAACGAAUUUCUGAAUCUCCUUUUCCAGGUGUGCCAUAUAGUCUUAGGUCUAAGGCCUGCCACUCCAGAAGAGGAAGGACAAAUCAUCAGGGGCUGGUUAGAACGAGAAAGUAGAUAUGGCCUUCAGCAAGGACACAAUUGGUUUCUUAUUGCGAUGCCUUGGUGGCAGCAGUGGAAAGAAUAUGUCAACUACGAUGCUAGCCCUGUUGUGAUCGAACCUUCGUCUGUCUUAAGCAGAGGUAAGAACUCGCUCCCGGGUGCUGCAGCCCAUGCGCCAGAGCAGGGAGAAGACAAAACAGGCCGUUUAAAUUACUUCAGUGCCACAGAAGAAAAGUUUUCAGAUAGCAUUUCAACUGCAUCAGAAGCCUCAGAGACUGCUAGCAAUUUCCUUUACACCCUGCCUCCUAGUGCCGAGAUAUGCUUUUCCCGUCAGCUUAACUCUUCAGACAACAACAAUCAGUGCCUGCUUGGAUCCAAUGGGAACAUUUUGCUGCAGCUCAAUCCACAGCGGCCUGGAGCGAUUGAUAACCAGCCCCUCGUAACGCAAGACGCAACAAAGGCUCCAUCGUUGACUCUGGAAGGUGGUCGUUUAAAGCAGUCUCCUCAGUUAAUUCAAGGGAAGAGUUAUGAAAUGGUUCCAGAACCAGUAUGGAGGGCUCUUUACCAUUGGUACGGCGCAAACCUGUCUUUGCCGAGACCAGUGAUCAGAAACAACGACACCAACCUGCCUGAGUUGGAGCUCUUCCCGCGCUACCUGCUCUUCCUGAGGCAGCAGCCCGCCACCCGGACGCAGCAGUCCAACAUCUGGGUGAACAUGGGUAUGAUGAGCCUGAGGAUGUUUCCUCAACAUUUGCCGAGAGGGAAUGUCCCAUCUCCCAGCGCUCCCUUAAAGAGGGUCCUGGCCUACACUGGCUGCUUUAGCCGCAUGCAGACGAUUAAGGAGAUCCACGAAUAUCUGUCACAGCGGCUACGGAUAAAAGAGGAGGACAUGCGCUUGUGGCUCUACAACAGCGAGAACUACCUUACUCUUCUGGACGAUGAGGACCACACGUUGGAAUACCUGAGCAUCCAGGAUGAGCAGCACUUAAUAAUAGAAGUUCGAAACAAAGACAUGAGCUGGCCAGAGGAGAUGUCCUUUAUAGCAAACAGCAGUAAAAUAGACAGGCAUAAGGUUCCAACGGAAAAGGGGGCCACUGGCUUGAGCAACCUGGGGAACACCUGCUUCAUGAACUCCAGCAUCCAGUGCGUCAGCAACACGCAGCCUCUUACCCAGUAUUUCAUCUCUGGCAGACAUCUCUACGAGCUCAACAGGACAAAUCCAAUAGGAAUGAAGGGACAUAUGGCCAAAUGCUACGGGGACUUGAUUCAAGAGCUGUGGAGCGGGACACAAAAGAACAUUGCUCCUUUAAAGUUACGGUGGACGAUAGCUAAAUACGCUCCCAGAUUUAAUGGCUUCCAGCAGCAAGAUUCUCAGGAGCUCUUGGCUUUUCUUCUGGAUGGUCUCCAUGAGGAUCUGAACCGAGUGCACGAUAAGCCGUACGUUGAACUGAAAGACAGUGACGGCCGGCCAGAUUGGGAGGUGGCAGCAGAGGCCUGGGAGAACCACCUGAGGAGGAACCGCUCAAUAGUGGUGGACUUGUUCCAUGGGCAGCUGAGGUCCCAAGUGAAGUGCAAGACCUGUGGGCACAUCAGCGUCCGCUUUGACCCUUUCAAUUUUUUAUCUUUGCCCCUCCCGAUGGACAGCUACAUGCAUGUUGAAAUCAUAGUAACUAAGCUAGAUGGGACAACUCCCAUCCGAUACGGACUGAGGCUGAACAUGGACGAGAAAUACACUGGCCUGAAAAAGCAUCUCAGCGAACUUUGUGCCAUGAAGCCAGAGCAGAUCCUCCUUGCGGAAGUGCACAGCUCCAACAUAAAGAACUUUCCUCAAGACAACCAGAAAGUCCGUCUCUCGGCAAGCGCAUCCCUGUGUGCAUUUGAGGUACCGAUCCCUGGAUCCCCCACGUCAGCUACUCCAAGCCCUGUGCAAACAGAGUUCUGCAGCGUGCCGUCAGCCAACGGGAUGAUCAAUGUGCUGAUGAAUGGCGAUCUUCCCCGGCCAACCCUGAUCCCGAAUGGGAUGCCAAACACAGUGGUGCCAUGCAGGAUGGAAAACGGCUUCUCCAAUGGGAUGGUGAACGGCCAUGUGACCUCUCCCUCCGACAGCCCCUUCAUAGGCUACAUCAUUGCUGUCCACAGGAAAAUGAUGAGGAUGGACAAGUACUUCCUUUCAUCUCAGAAGAACCGGCCAAGCCUCUUUGGAAUGCCACUGAUAGUUCCGUGCACCGUUCAUACGCGGAAGAAAGACUUGUAUGAUGCGGUCUGGAUCCAGGUGUCCCGGCUGGCAAGUCCCCUCCCUCCCCAAGAAGCUAGUAACCAUGCACAGGACUGUGAUGACAGCAUGGGAUACCAGUACCCUUUCACCCUACGAGUGGUUCAGAAGGACGGCAAUUCGUGUGCUUGGUGCCCCUGGUACAGGUUUUGCCACGGCUGUAAAAUCGACUGCACUGAAGAGAGAGCUCACAUGGGGAAUGCCAACAUCGCUGUUGACUGGGAUCCCACGGCACUUCAUCUCCGCUACCAGACAUCACAGGAACGGAUGGCUGAGGAGCACAGGAGCGUGGAGCAAAGCCGGCGCGCUCAGGCUGAGCCAAUCAACCUGGACAGUUGCCUCCGGGCCUUCACCAGCGAGGAGGAACUAGGCGAAGAUGAGAUGUACUACUGUUCCAAGUGCAAAACUCACUGCUUGGCCACCAAGAAGCUGGACCUGUGGAGGCUUCCCCCUAUCCUGAUAAUCCACUUGAAGCGUUUCCAGUUUGUCAAUGGCCGCUGGAUAAAAUCCCAAAAGAUCGUCAAGUUUCCCCGAGAGAGCUUCAACCCGAGUGCCUUCCUGGUGCCAAGAGAUCCAAGUUGCUGGCUGCAGAAGCCACUGACUCCCCAGGUUGACGAUCCCUCUGACACCCAGAUUCCGCAAGACGAGUGUCUGAGGAUGGAGGUGCAGAGCGUCCCGGUGGCCGGGGAGGGCGAUGUGCUGACCAGGAGCCCCUCUUCCCUCAACACUUCCGGCGUCUUAAAUAAUAUCAAAGCGUCUCCAUCUCCCGGGCGGAAGUGUGCAACUGGAUGUCCGUCAAGUAAAAACGUUAGUCCAACUGGUAGCCCCAGGACUUUGGGAAGAAGCAAGGGGCGGCUCCGGCUCCCCCAGCUAUGUAAAAACAAACUGUCCAGCAGCAAAGAGAACUUGGACAUGACCCGAGAGAACGGUACAGACCCGGACCCUAAGGUCACCCCCGAUCAAGGAGAUGGCUUCAGCCGAGGGCAUGCUUUGGGGGGUAGCCAGGGUGAGCUCUUUGCCGCUCAGGACGGCAGCGAGGUGACUUUAGCCAAUGGAUACCUGUGCAAGCAAAACUCCCACAGCAACGGCAGCAUCAACGGGGAGGAGGAGAUGGUGGUUGACCAAAGAGGAGAGAUCUGUGUUAACCCCAUCUACAGCCUAUAUGCAAUUUCGUGCCAUUCAGGAAUUAUGGGAGGAGGUCAUUACGUCACUUACGCCAAAAACCCCAACAGCAAGUGGUACUGUUACAAUGACAGCAGCUGUAAGGAAUUGCAUCCUGACGAAAUCGACACGGACUCCGCCUACAUCCUUUUCUACGAGCAGCAAGGAGUGGACUAUGCACAAUUUCUGCCAAAGAUAGACGGCAAGAACAUGGCAGACACAAGCAGCAUGGACGAAGAUUUUGAGUCCGACUACAAGAAGUACUGCGUGCUGCAGUGAGCGCAAGCCAGGGGAGGCGCCGUGGACCGCUGCGAGGGAGCGCCCUUGAAAAGUCGCCUCCCGUUUGGCAAAAAAAGAAAAAAAAAGUGGUUUUUAGCAGAGCGGAAGAGCUAAACGUAGUUUUUAUUUUUUUAUUUUCCUCUCAUGAUCUGAAAGCACAACUAGAAGAAAAGAGAAAGAAAGAACCCCUAAUUACAUAGCAGCUCACAGGUUGAGAUAGCUUUGGGUUUUUUUGUGUUUUUGUUCAGAUCUCUCCAUACACAUUGGGCGGGGAGUGGGGGGGGGGAAUAGCACCCAUUGGUUGGAUUUCUUUUUUUUACCUUUGGCUUUUAAACUGGUUUGAUAUAAGCAGACUAGGACCAAGAAAGCUUAAGUUGUAAGUAGCCCAAAUAAAAGCUGGCCCAGAGUAAUGGUUUGCUUCCCUCCCCCCCUUUUUUAAAACAAAAGCAAAUUACCCAUAGGAAGAAGAAGAAGAAGAAAACCAACCUUUUUGGAUGCUCUCUUCAGAUUUAAGACGAUUGAACUUGUAAUGUUGUCUGUAGACAACAUGAAUUUGCUACCUCCUUUUUCUGAAGUUUUAUUCCAUUUUU